CCCUUCUUUCCCUUCCCCUGCUCCCCCCCGGGAAGCGGCUGGCUGCGGCGGGCUGCCUCUCGCUCCCCUCCCCCUUCCCUUUUAAUUUUUAUUUUUAUUUUAUUUUAAUUCCUCCCUCCCCACCCCCACCCCCCCACCCCCAGCCCCGCGCGGCGGCGGCGGCGGCCCGCCUUCCCACACAACCCCCCACCCCCGAUCCCCUCGUCGCCGCGGCCCCCGCACCGGCCCCGCCAUGGCGACAUGAGCCCGCCGGCCGACGCCGCCGCCGCCGCCGCCCCGGACAUGGGGCCCGCACGGUGCUGAAGCGCCGCGGAGGAGCCCCGCCGCCGUCGCCCCGCCAUGGGGUGCUGAUGGCCGGGCCCCGCCGGGCACCCCGCCGCCGCGCAGGGGAGGUAGCUGUAUCCAGCUGGGUGGCAGGUGGAUCCAAGGGUUACCAUGAAGUUUUCAGGACCCCUGGAGAGCCAGAGGUUGUCUCUCCUCCUGGAGACGGCAAUCUCUAGGGAAGCUCAAAUGUGGAAAGCACAUGUGCCGAAAAUUCAGCCUAAUCAGGAUGUAGCCAUUUCUCCAAAGCAGAGGGAUGAGGUCAUUCAGUGGCUGGCCAAGCUCAAAUACCAGUUCCACCUUUAUCCAGAAACGCUUGCCCUGGCCAUCAGCCUUUUGGACAGGUUUUUAGCUGCAGUAAAGGCCCGUCCGAAGUACUUGAACUGUAUUGCAAUCAGCUGCUUCUUCCUCGCUGCAAAGACCAUCGAGGAAGAUGAGAGGAUUCCGGUACUGAAGGUGUUGGCUAGGGAUAGCUUUUGUGGUUGUUCUCCAGCUGAAAUUCGCAGAAUGGAGAAGAUUAUCCUGGAUAAACUGAACUGGGAUCUUCACAUGGCAACGCCACUGGAUUUCCUUCAUAUCUUCCACGCGGUUGCGGUGUCCAACAGGCCUCAGCUACUGACCAUCCUGCCCAAGCUGAGCCCCUCUCAGCACGUGGCGGCGCUCACCAAGCAGCUGCUGCACUGCAUGGCCUGUUACCAGCUGCUGCAGUUCAAGGGCUCCAUGCUGGCGCUGGCCAUCGUCAGCCUGGAGCUGGAGAAGCUGCUCCCCGACUGGCUGGCUCUCAUCAUCGAGCUGCUCCAGAAGGCACAGAUGGAUAGCUCGCAGCUGAUCCACUGCCGGGAGCUCGUGGCACAUCACCUUUCCACUCUGCAGUCUUCUCUGCUGCCCAAUUCUGUAUAUGUCUACAGUCCCCUCCAGCAUACCCUGGUGACCUGUAACAGAGGAGCGUUCAAAUGCCAGCCCUCCUCUGUCCCAGGGCCAGGUUUCUCCAAGGACAACGGCAGGCCAGAAGUGCCAGUCACAGGUACAGCCGCGCUCUACCAGCGUCUGCCAGCUCCCAGCGGUUGCAAGCAAGCCUCUGCCAAGCGUAAAGUGGAAGAGAUGGAAGUGGACGACUUCUACGACGGUAUCAAGCGUCUCUACAAUGAAGACAUUGCUCCAGAGGUAGUGGCUCUUGAAAACAUGGGCUCUGUUUGUGGCGCUGAUGUCUCGAGGCAGGAAGGCAACGUUUCCCCUUGUCCACCUUUACAGCCAGUGUCUGUUAUGUAGCUGUGAGUGCACACCACCAGCUCCACCGUAGCUACUCUAGAAACCAUGCAGAACCUGGCAUCCUGUGUUCUCAGUGGGGGGAGAAGGGGCCAUACCUUGUCAGGCUGAACUGAAGGGAGCCAAAAAACAGAAAAAAAAAAAAAAUCCCAACCCUUUUUUGAAUUUUUUUCUUGUGCGGCUAAUUAUAGUUCCACUAUUUAAGCACUUAAAAACACAAAAAAGUAUAAAAAUCUAAAAAAAGACCCAAAAACCAAACAAAAAAAGUAGCAAAAAAUUGUUUCUUUCUAGUGUUGUCAGUUCCACUGUUUUUCUGCUCCUGUGUAUUGUAACCCAUUCUCCGUGUCCAAGAGCUCACAUCAGUCGUGCAGAGUUGUUCCAGGUUUCCCAGCCAACUAACACCUCUCUGAUCCGAUUUCCAUCUGCUCCUUGCUCUCUUUCUGCUUGCUCCUCUUUUAAUUCUCAGCAAGUCUUGUGCAUGAUGUUCUGUACUACCUGACCUUCACGACAGCUUUCUUUUUCCUUUCUAAAGAAAAAGACCUUUUUUGUUUCGUUAGCACUUUGGUGUUUAAAUGUGAUAAUAUUUAAAAACUGGAUCUAAAUAAAAUGUUAGUCAGGAAAAAAACCAAAAACAAUGCUUGCAAGCUGCUCCACACUUAAGUAAUAACCACAGGAGUGUGAACGUACUCUAGAAGAACACUAGGGCAGCUGGCCACCGUGCUCUGUACCUUACAGAGACGACUCCAAGUUAAAACAGUUUGUGUUUUCCAACACAGAAAGCAGUUAAAGGAUUUUGUAUCACUUGAACAAAAACGGUAUUUUUUUUUUCUCAUUUGCACCAAGAAAUGUUGCACUCAGUGUGGAUUUUCGCCAAAGCUUGACUCUCUACGUCAAGUGUAAACCUUAAAUUCUGCAGUCUGUUUUUUUCCCAUGUGUUUAUAUAAGCUUAGCAUGUGACCAGCACUGCUCAGUGAGGUGCUGGGGCGGCUACGUACGCCUGAGGCUUGAAAGGUGUGUAAUUAUCAGCCACAAAACCAAACCAAAAGACCCUAACCCUAAAGUUUUGUGUUCAUGUAACCUCUAACCAAGAGUAAAACCUUUAAAAACCUGUCUCUUAAAUGUUACACCUCUGUUUCUCAGAAUGACCUGUCCCAAUUAUAAGCUCUCUCCACAGCCCUGAGGAAGGUAUUGUAUCUGGAGCCAUUGUACUGAUGAAAGCCUUCUGGUAGCAAUAAAGAAAGUUGUCCUGGA
Molecule: messenger RNA, 2838 nt
Organism: Aquila chrysaetos chrysaetos
Lineage: Eukaryota; Metazoa; Chordata; Aves; Accipitriformes; Accipitridae
Gene: CCNI
Product: cyclin I
Exons: 7
Coding region: 436-1590 (384 amino acids)
Biological process (GO): regulation of cyclin-dependent protein serine/threonine kinase activity; mitotic cell cycle phase transition
Cellular component (GO): cytoplasm; nucleus; cyclin-dependent protein kinase holoenzyme complex
Molecular function (GO): cyclin-dependent protein serine/threonine kinase regulator activity
Source: RefSeq, a predicted model, not a curated record